AUGGGGUUGGUGGAGGAGCCAUCUGGUGGCCAGCACCUCAGCUACAGGACCUCCCUAUUGUCCACCCUCCCCCACACCCCGGUGACCCCACAGACGGAUCUCUACUGCAAGCCUAAGCAGGCUGCCCCUGCAGCUCCCUGGCCCUCUGCUAGCACCAGGGAGCCCUCUGCUCAAAUGGUCCUGGGCUGGACUGGGUCUCUGGGCAGCACAGAGCUCUGCUUGCAUUUCCACGCAGCAAGGAGGGGCCUGCUUUGCUCUGGAUCGUUCCACCUUCAGAAAGCCCUCCUUACCUCACCCCAAGGUGACAAGAAAGCCCCAGCACUCCAGGCUAUCCUCCUCCAGCUGAGUCACACAGAUAAGGACCAGCUCAUCUCUUAUGCUGUGUCCCCGUGUCCUGGAGCAUGUGGCCAAGAGCUCAGAAAGGGCCAGGUGCUGAACCCUAGCCAGACUGCGGCGCCAGGUGGAUCCAGAGUCCGCGUGGUCCGACCUGGGCCACCAUCCUCCCAAAGGACGCUCAGGAGCUGGUCCUCAAAGCUGGGGGUGUUGGGGGUUCUGCUGCUCCCCAGAGCCCGGGGCGCCUACACAGGCCGUGGAAUUUUUGCUUACAUGAACUACAGAGUCCCCCGGACAAGGAAGGAGAUUUUUGAGACCCUCAUCAAGGGCCUGCAGCGUCUUGAGUACAGAGGCUAUGACUCGGCAGGUGUGGCAAUCGAUGGGAAUAAUCAUGAAGUCAAAGAAAGACACAUCCAGCUGGUCAAGAAAAAGGGCAAGGUGAAGGCUUUGGAUGAAGAGCUUUACAAACAAGACAGUAUGGACUUAAAGGUGGAGUUUGAGACACACUUUGGCAUUGCCCACACACGCUGGGCCACCCACGGUGUUCCCAGUGCCGUCAACAGCCACCCUCAGCGCUCAGACAAGGGGAACGAAUUUGUUGUCAUCCAUAAUGGAAUCAUCACAAAUUACAAAGAUCUGAGGAAAUUUCUGGAAAGCAAAGGCUAUGAGUUUGAGUCAGAAACCGACACAGAGACCAUCGCCAAGCUGAUUAAAUACGUGUUCGACAAUAGGGAAACUGAGGACAUUACUUUUUCAACACUGGUCGAGAGAGUCAUUCAGCAGUUGGAAGGCGCGUUUGCAUUGGUUUUCAAGAGCAUCCACUACCCAGGAGAAGCUGUAGCCACAAGGAGAGGCAGUCCACUGCUCAUCGGAGUUCGGAGCAAAUGCAAACUCUCCACGGAGCAGAUCCCCAUCUUAUACAGGACGUGCAAUGUUGAGAAUGUGAAGAAUAUCUGUAAAACGAGGAUGAAGAGGCUGGACAGCUCCACCUGCCUUCACGCUGUGGGUGACAAAGCCGUGGAAUUCUUCUUUGCUUCUGAUGCAAGCGCCAUCAUAGAACACACCAACAGGGUCAUCUUCCUGGAGGAUGAUGACAUCGCUGCGGUGGCUGAUGGGAAACUCUCCAUUCACCGAAUCAAACGCUCAGCUAGUGAUGACCCAUCUCGAGCCAUCCAGACCUUGCAAAUGGAAUUACAGCAAAUCAUGAAAGGUAACUUCAGUGCAUUUAUGCAAAAGGAGAUCUUCGAACAGCCAGAAUCCGUUUUCAAUACCAUGAGAGGCCGAGUGAAUUUUGAGACCAACACAGUGCUCCUAGGUGGCCUGAAGGACCACUUGAAGGAGAUUCGACGGUGCCGAAGGCUCAUCGUGAUUGGCUGUGGAACCAGCUACCAUGCUGCUGUAGCUACACGACAAGUGUUGGAGGAACUGACCGAGCUCCCUGUGAUGGUUGAGCUCGCCAGUGAUUUUCUGGACAGGAACACACCUGUGUUCAGGGACGACGUCUGCUUUUUCGUCAGCCAGUCCGGCGAGACCGCGGACACGCUCUUGGCGCUGCGCUACUGCAAGGACCGCCGUGCACUCACCGUGGGCGUCACCAACACUGUGGGCAGCUCCAUCUCGCGCGAGACCGACUGCGGAGUGCACAUCAACGCGGGCCCGGAGAUCGGCGUGGCCAGCACCAAGGCCUACACCAGCCAGUUCAUCUCUCUGGUGAUGUUUGGCUUGAUGAUGUCUGAAGACCGGAUCUCACUGCAAAACCGGAGGCAAGAGAUCAUACGCGGCCUGCGGUCCUUACCUGAGCUGAUCAAGGAGGUGCUGUCACUGGAAGAGAAGAUCCAUGACUUGGCCCUGGAGCUCUACACACAGAGAUCCCUGCUGGUGAUGGGCAGGGGCUACAACUACGCCACAUGCCUGGAAGGAGCCUUGAAAAUUAAAGAGAUAACCUACAUGCAUUCGGAAGGCAUCCUGGCUGGGGAGCUGAAGCACGGGCCCCUGGCACUGGUUGACAAGCAGAUGCCAGUCAUCAUGGUCAUCAUGAAGGAUCCUUGUUUUGCCAAAUGCCAAAAUGCUUUGCAGCAAGUCACGGCCCGCCAGGGUCGCCCAAUCAUACUGUGCUGCAAGGAUGACACGGAGAGUUCUAAGUUUGCAUCUAAGACCAUCGAGCUGCCGCACACUGUGGACUGCCUUCAGGGCAUCCUGAGCGUGAUCCCGCUGCAGCUUCUGUCUUUCCACCUGGCUGUGCUCCGAGGGUAUGAUGUUGACUUCCCCAGAAAUCUGGCCAAGUCCGUCACCGUGGAAUGAGGAGAGCGCCACCUUUAGUCUGAUUUGAGACCUGUCACACAACAGGUGCUGCAAGGGAAAAGUGGGCACUGCCCUGUGCCACGUGUUCCAGUAGAGCUUGACAGCUUCAACGUGCCUUGUACCCAAGUGCUUUUGCUUACAGCAAAUACUGUUUCUCUGUGUCCUGAAGUCGCCUGAGGAGCAGGAGAUUAUUGUUUACACAUGGGGAUCAGAGCAGACCUUUCCGCUGCUGUGCAAAAGAGAUACGGCUCUCUCAGAGUAACUGUGAACCUUUUUAAACCAACACUAGUUUUAAAACAAAGUAUUUAUAAUGAUGAUUGUAUAGCUUUUAAGUUAUUUUUCUAUAUGUGGCUUUCUGUGGCCAUGUUCAUACCCAGGCUCUUCAUCUCAGCUACCCACCGCACUGGCUCCGGGUUUGCUCCUGGCGAGUGGCCUCCAUCUCAGAUUGAGCACAAGGGAUUAACCAUCUGGACUUCUUUUACCCUCCUCUCCUCCUGGGCUGCUCCUGGUUCCUGCCUUCUGAUGUCAGUGAAACCCUCCAACCAUCUUCCUAUUCCUCCCAUAAGUCCAGUUGAAAUUUCAGCUUCCUUCAAUACUUUUUUCUAUUUUAGGACCCAAAUCUGGCCAACUGUCAGACUUAGGUUGAAUCAGACAAUGGUUUGUUUUAAGCCCAAGUAGCGUUUUGGUCCCUGCCCCCUACCCAUAUUAAAACAGCUUGAAAUGUCCCGUGCAAGAGGGUAGUUUCAAAUGGCUACCCUGGUCUCUGUUUAAAAGCAUGCACAAUCAAAAGUACUAUGCAAUUUUAAGAUAGUAAAGACAAUACAUUUGCAUGUGCGUUUAUAUGUGUGGAUUUGGUUAACCUCAUUCUUUUUGUGUACUUUAGAUAUUGCCGACUUCCAAGGAUCUCGGCAGGGUCUGGUGGGAAAAGCCGUUGCUUAGUGCCACAAUUUGGAUGUGGUUUGACAUGUCCCACCGGGGUUCAUGUGUUGAAAAUAGGUAUGAAGGGAAAUUCUAGGGUCCAAAUCUCAGUUUGAUUUAGGUCUUUUUUUUUUUUACUUCACAGUACAGCCAAAGUGGUACACAUCCAAUAGAAACCAUAUACAUGCAAUCAUUAUUUUUAUAUUUUCAGUAUAUUUAAUAAAUUACAUGAGAUAGUCAACAUUUGUUUUAUAAAACACCUUUGUGAUAGAUGAUUUUUGUCCAUUUGUAGGCAAAUGUAGAGUUAUGAGCAUGUUCUAGGUAGGUGGUUUGAUUGGUAGGUUAGGUGUAUUAAGUGCAUUUUCAACUUACGAUGUUUUCAACCUAUGGUGGAUUUAUCCAGUCACAGUCCCACUGUAAAUCGAGGAACAUCUGCACUCAUUUCUGUUCUGGAAAAGGCGGACAGAAAUGUAGGUCCAGCAUAUAGGAGGCCCUAACAGCCCUGAGUGCUCCCCAAAACUCUCCCUUCUCAGGGCCCAGGUGAUGAUGGCCGUGACCUCCACCCAAACUCCAACUAUGGAGUGUUGGCAGGAACCCAAGAACUAUGGUGACUUUCCUAGACCUCCAUCUAGUCCUCACCAAUUAACAAGGGGCUGCCUCCUUCAGGAAAUAACUAGACUGUUUUUACCAUUCUGAUCAAGCCAUGGUCAAUAUAACUCCUAAGAUAGGAAACUGUUUACAGUCUAGCCAGAACAUGUUUAUCUGGUCAAGACUUAGAAAAAUGUUUCUGAACCUUACAGCCAAGAAGCAACGGUUGUCUUGACCUUUGUGCUAACAUUCCCCUCACUCUUCCUUGUAGUUCUACCUGUGUGUCUAUCUGUAAUAAUAUACUUGGCCCUCUUGAGUUCCACUUCCACAUCCGUGGAUUCAACCAACCACAGAUGGAAAACAUUUGAAAAAUAUCCCAGAAAAAAACCCCUAUAAAACUUGAAGUUGCUGUACAUCAAGUAGUAUGCUGAAUCUAUAUGAAUGAAGUGAUAUGU
Fukomys damarensis (Damara mole-rat) is the source of this 4595-nucleotide messenger RNA. RefSeq names its product glutamine-fructose-6-phosphate transaminase 2 (gene Gfpt2). The transcript is spliced from 22 exons. Bases 1 to 2634 code for a protein of 877 amino acids. The record is from RefSeq and is a predicted model, not a curated record. Gene Ontology annotation, biological process: fructose 6-phosphate metabolic process; carbohydrate derivative biosynthetic process; protein N-linked glycosylation. Gene Ontology annotation, molecular function: carbohydrate derivative binding; L-glutamine:D-fructose-6-phosphate transaminase (isomerizing) activity. NCBI's taxonomy places the organism in Eukaryota, Metazoa, Chordata, Mammalia, Rodentia, Bathyergidae.